Messenger RNA from Daldinia childiae, 234 nucleotides. RefSeq lists its product as uncharacterized. Lineage: Eukaryota; Fungi; Ascomycota; Sordariomycetes; Xylariales; Hypoxylaceae. The record is from RefSeq and is a predicted model, not a curated record. The transcript has 2 exons. Bases 1 to 234 code for a protein of 77 amino acids.
AUGCCUACUCAACUAAACAUUUGUGUCGACAUCGCCAACUUACCUACAGUACCACGAGGUCCUACUAGCCCGCAGCACGAAAAGGAGGCUGCGCGUGCAAUAAGCAGGACUGACAGCUGGAAGCCGUCCUUGGGGCGCAAGCAGAGCUACCACAGGGAAGACCGGAAGCAUAUACUGCAGAUGAGCGGCGUGCAGAACGUCGAGGUGGGCCCGGGGUUCAGCGAGCGAAACUAA